Bursaphelenchus okinawaensis is the source of this 1991-nucleotide messenger RNA. The record is from the annotation of a GenBank genome assembly. NCBI's taxonomy places the organism in Eukaryota, Metazoa, Nematoda, Chromadorea, Rhabditida, Aphelenchoididae.
AUGAUACAGGUGUUGGUUGUUGUAUUACUGUCGAUAAGUGGUGUAUGGUGUGGUGUUUGUGGUAUGGCAUUGGAUUGUCGCACAUGUUUAUCGACCAUCGACGGCAUUUUACCUUGUCAGUAAGUUGUGUUUAUAAUAAGUAUUGCUUUAAUUUUAGCUACAGCCUAGUAUUAUGACAAUUCAGUAUAAAAACUUUGUUUUAGGUGGUGCACAUCAACGUUUAAAUGCUCAAACUCACUUGAAAUUCUAUCAACCUGUCAGGCAGAAGGGCGUGUCACUUUAUGUUAUGACUGUCCUCUAGCUCCAAAUGCACAGCACGUUUAUGUGGACUCAUUUGCACGACAAAAAGCACUACCGUUCAUAGCGGCCGCCAAUGCCAAAGACGAUUUUACUGUAACAUUUUGUACUUAAGGUUUUUAUCGUAUAACAAAAAAAAUUUUUUUUUUUAAUUUUAAAAAUUUUUUAUUAAAAAAAUCAUUUUAAAUUAAAAAAUUAAAACUAAAUUUCCAGGCUCAAACUUGCCUUAGCAACAAUAUCCCAGGAACUGUUUUAUUAAAACGAUACUCAUUACCUUGUGAUCUCAUGUUGGUAAGCCUAAAAUUUAAAAAAGUGUAAAAGAAAACGUUAAUAUACCAUAUUAUAGUACAUUUUCAGCUCAAAAUAUAAUUUUAGAAUGAAUGUCUAGCAAUAAUAGGGUACUCGCCAAUUGAUAACGCCGUAAUUUUAACGUUUCGCAGUACGGACAGCACGUCGCAGGUUUGUGUACAGGAGAAACUAUAAUUUUAGUUAUCGACAUAAAGAACCAGCCAUACUUUUCCUGUAAUGUCCUGUAAAAAAUGGCGGGUUUUUUAUGUUGGCACCUAAUAUAUGACUAUUAUAAUUAAGUAUGUUGCUAUAUGUACUGUAAAUACGAUAAUGUACAUGAAUUUUCUUGUUACGUUAACACAACCAUAUUUAUAGCUCCUAGUAGAAGCCCUGAACUUUAUGUUCCAAACCACCAAAGAUUUUCAACCGGUCGGUGGAAAGGUUGUAGCCUACUUUUACGACGCUUUUUUUGCUUUAUGGAACGGUGGUUUAGAACGUGAAAUGACCAAAAUUUUACAAGAACGCCCAACAGCCAAUGUUUGGGUUUUUGGGCAUUCUUUAGGUGGAGCACUGGCUUCAUUAGCAGCAUCGUGGAUGUCACGACAUGGCAUGGUACAUUCUGAAAAACUGCGGUUUUUAAGUUUUGGUCAGCCCAGAACGGGGAAUUUGUUUUAUGCUCAAUCUUUUGAUUUACUGGUAGGUUAGGGUUAAUUUUAUAAAUUUAGAGAUAAGGUAAUACAUUUAUAGUUAAAAUUAUAAAUGUUAACAUUAAGUUUAAAAGGCUAAUUUUAAAGUUAUAAAGCUUAUUGUCACUUAUUUUAGGUGCCAUACAAAUAUCGAGUUGUUCAUCAAGGUGAUGUUGUAACAAAAUUACCAAUUAAAGUGCCUUUAACAGCGUUUACCUUUCAUCAUCAUCGUUAUGAAGUCAGUUUAGUAAAAAAUUUAAAAAUAUUAGGCGCCGACAUAAAGAACCCGCCAUUUUUUACAGGAAACUACAGGCAAAGUAUGGCGGGUUCUUUCUGUCGGCACCUAGUAUUUAAAAUUAAUUUUUAAAAUAUUUGAAUUUCUUUGCCUUAACAUUAAAAAUAUUUUUUUUUAUUAAAAAAAAAUUUAAAGUUUUUUUUUUCAUUUUUCGAAGCACAACGUUAACAACAAUAAAACCUAGGUAUACUAUCCAAACGACAUGACUAGCGCAGACCCUUUUAUGAUAUGUUUACGUGCUGAAGACCCGUGUUGUAGUCAGUCUUGUAACCAGAUUGGAGAUUGGAGUAUACAUCGUACUUAUUUUAAUGUCACUUUAUCUGAUUGGCCUAAUAUUGGAUGUCAACUACCUCGAGACUUGUACAAACUGUUUGGUACACCUUGGUGGGGUCAGCAGCGGCUUUAUGGUUAAAUUAUGGGACUGA